AUGGCCGCCAGCGCCUCCUCCAUUUGUGGUCGGCGCGCGCGGGACCUGGAGCGCGAGCGUGGAGGUGGUGCCAUUAUGGGAAGUGCGGCGGCGGCGCGGUUGGUGACGUCCACGGAGACCGUAUGGAGCGCGGCAGCGCAGGUCAGCGCAGCGGCGGGACCUCGCUUGCGGCCACCGCGUCUCGUGCGGCGUCGCACAGUAACGAAGCCCUCCUCGUCAACUGUAGGUGCGACGCCACACGUCAAAGGGGCGACCGCUGGCGGCGCGCCCAUGGGCGGAUGUUGA
Messenger RNA from Pieris macdunnoughi, 285 nucleotides. NCBI's taxonomy places the organism in Eukaryota, Metazoa, Arthropoda, Insecta, Lepidoptera, Pieridae. The record is from the annotation of a GenBank genome assembly.